UCGUUUAGCCCCAGAUCCUCAAAGGCAGUGAAGUGACCCUCGGGGCGGGAGCCAUGGCUCUGUAAGGGGUGAGAUUCCUCUAAGGUAGAGAAGCAAGCAGACAAACGGUGUUCCCAGCCCUCUGCUUCCCUCUUGUGCCUCGGGAGCCCGGCUGGGUCAGCGAGCUGCGCUUGAGGAGCCAGCACCGCCCUGCUCCGCGGCACGGCUCCUGCCGCAGCGGGGCAGCGACCGCAGCACCGAGAGGAGCCGAGCACCGCUCAACAGAGCGCAGCUCUCCCAGAGAGUGAAGGCGGAACCUCGCCCUGUCCGCACAGGGCAGCAAAGCCCCGGCGUUUCCCGGAGCUGUGAUUCGCUGUGACGGGGAAAGGCCUCCUUUCGGCUGGCUCGCUGAGGGCGCCGUGAGGGCGGCGGGCCCGCCCCGCUCCCGCCCCGCUCCCGCCCUGCCCCGCGCGCGGCCGUUUGAACGGGGCCAUGGCGGGCCGGGCCGGGCUGCCCGCCGUGUGGCAGCUCUACUUCGACUCCGUCCGCGCCGCCACCUUCCACAACUGGCCCUUCACCGAGGGCUGCGCCUGCACGCCCGAGCGGAUGGCGGCGGCGGGCUUCGUGCACAAACCCAGCGAGAACAGCCCCGACGUGGCGCAGUGCUUCUACUGCCUCAAGGAGCUGGAGGGCUGGGAGCCCGACGACGACCCCCUGGAGGAACACAAAAAACACAGUGCGGCCUGUGGUUUUCUUUCUCUUCAGAAAGAACCUGCUAACCUGACGGUGCAGGAGUUCCUGAAGCUGGAAAAAAUGCGAGUGAGAAAGGCACUUAAAAAAGAGGUUUCUCAGAUGAUGACCAGGGUUGAAGAUAAAGCCAAGAUCCAGCGCUGUAAUAUAAAGAAGCUGGCCUAGACUGCUGCAGCUUCAUAGCUGCCAGUGGCAUCUGUCUUGUCCACGUGCUGUGGCACUGCCCCUGUCACUGAAUGGCCGUGCUUCCUGAGGCUGCUUCCAGACUGCCUGUCCCUGAGAAGCAGAGGCAAUUCUGCUUCACUCCUCCAAGUCUGUCUGGGAAGUACCUGGGGAUUAUUACUUGUGGGUUUACUUGGGUUUUUUU
This is a messenger RNA of Vidua macroura (Pin-tailed whydah), 1096 nucleotides long. RefSeq names its product baculoviral IAP repeat containing 5 (gene BIRC5). Lineage: Eukaryota; Metazoa; Chordata; Aves; Passeriformes; Viduidae. The record is from RefSeq and is a predicted model, not a curated record. The transcript has 4 exons. Bases 472 to 894 code for a protein of 140 amino acids.